AUGCAGAACUCUUGCAGCAUUGGUGGCAGCUCUCGCCUUUCCUCAGUCCGAACAGGAGGCUCCUGCCGUGCUCCAAGCAUCCACGGAGGAGCUGGUGGCAGGGGUGUCUACAUGUCUUCAGCUAAGUACACCUCCUCUGUAGGAGGUGGAUAUGGUGGUGGCUCAUGCGCUGGUUUUGGAGGAGGCUUCGGUGGCUUUGGUGGAGGAGCUGGCUUUGGUGGAGGAGCUUGCUCUGGCUUUGGUGGAGGAGCUGGCUUUGGUGGAGGUUUUGAUGGUGGUGCCUUUGGUGGUGGCGAUGGCCUUCUUUCUGGAAAUGAAAAGAUAACUAUGCAGAAUCUGAACGACCGGCUGGCCACGUACCUGCAGAAGGUGCGAGCACUGGAAGCGGCAAAUGCAGAAUUAGAAGUCAAAAUCCGAGACUGGUACCAGAAGGAAGCCCCCACCAGCCCAGCUCGAGACUACAGUAACUACUAUAAGAUAAUUGAAGAUCUCCGAGACAAGAUCCUUGCAGCUACUAUUGACAAUUCCAGAGUCAUUUUGGAGAUCGACAAUGCCCGGCUGGCUGCAGAUGACUUCAGACUGAAAUACGAGAAUGAGCUGUUCCUUCGCCAGAGCGUAGAGUCUGACAUCAAUGGCCUGCGCAGAGUCCUGGACGAGCUGACUCUGUCCAGAGCUGACCUGGAGAUGCAGAUUGAAUCGCUGAAGGAGGAGCUGGCCUACCUCAAGAAGAACCACGAGGAGGAAAUGAAAGAGUAUUCCAACCAGCUCAGUGGCACAGUCAGCGUAGAAAUGGAUGCUGCUCCUGGCAUCGACCUGACCCGAAUCCUCACUGAGAUGAGGGAGCAGUACGAAGCUCUGGCUGAGAAGAACCGUAAGGAUGCCGAGGCCUGGUUCCUCACUCAGACUGAUGAGCUGAACCGCGAAGUAGCCACUCACACAGAGCAGAUACAGACCAGCAAGUCGGAGAUCACAGAACUGAGACGCACGCUCCAGAGCCUCGAGAUUGAGCUCCAGUCACAGAUGAGCAUGAAAGCUGGACUGGAAGCCAACCUGCGGGACACGGAAGGCCGGUACUGCGCACAGCUGUCACAAAUCCAGAACCUCAUCACCAGCGUUGAGGAGCAGCUGAGUGAAAUCCGCUGUGACAUGGAGCGUCAGAACCAGGAGUACAAAAUGCUCAUGGACAUCAAGAGCCGCCUGGAGCAGGAAAUCGCCACAUACCGCCAGCUGCUGGAGACCCAGGACUCCCAGAUGACAGGAGUGAACCCCAAGGAUGCAUCAUUUGUGAGCAGCACAAGAUCUCGCGUGGCUGUGGAAGAUGAUGGAAAACCUGCUGCUGCUCGGAGAUUCUAA
Molecule: messenger RNA, 1353 nt
Organism: Cygnus atratus (black swan)
Lineage: Eukaryota; Metazoa; Chordata; Aves; Anseriformes; Anatidae
Product: keratin, type I cytoskeletal 15-like
Exons: 9
Coding region: 1-1353 (450 amino acids)
Molecular function (GO): structural molecule activity
Source: RefSeq, a predicted model, not a curated record